Molecule: messenger RNA, 1034 nt
Organism: Falco peregrinus (peregrine falcon)
Lineage: Eukaryota; Metazoa; Chordata; Aves; Falconiformes; Falconidae
Gene: TIMM8A
Product: translocase of inner mitochondrial membrane 8A
Exons: 2
Coding region: 97-381 (94 amino acids)
Source: RefSeq, a predicted model, not a curated record
UGCGGCGGAAGGGGCGGGCCCGGCGCAGGCGCGGCGGCGGCGCGGCGCGGCACGUGAAGGUCGCGGCGCGGCGGUACCGGUAAUACCGGUCGCGGGAUGGACGCGCCGUCCGCCGCCGGGCUGGGCGGUGCCGACCCCCAGCUCCAGCGUUUCAUCGAGGUGGAGACGCAGAAGCAGCGCUUCCAGCAGCUGGUGCACCAGAUGACCGAGCUCUGCUGGGAGAAGUGCAUGGACAAGCCGGGUCCAAAGCUGGACAGCCGGGCCGAGACCUGCUUCGUCAACUGCGUGGAGCGCUUCAUCGACACCAGCCAGUUCAUCCUGAACCGGCUGGAGCAGACGCAGAAGUCCAAGUCGGCCUUCUCGGAGAGCUUGUCCGACUGAGCAGGACCCGCGCCCCGGGGGACACCAGCCAGCCCCCUGCGAGGCCAGGCCCUCCGCCGCGCCGGCUCCUGGCCGCUCUGCAGCCUCAGUGAGCCAGGAUCAGUUCUGGGGUUUAGGAUUUAAUUCAAUGCCAGUCUCGGGGAAGUUGCAGCCAGAUGAGAGCCCACGACAGAGGCACGGCCACUCCGCUGCGGGGUGACGUGCUGCUCGCAGCCGUCUUUGUGCUAGGACUCUGGGGCUACCAGUGCUAUGCAGGGAGAGUUUGGAACGCACCCACUCAGCUGAACGGAGGAGUGGCGACACUUGCAUCGCGGGAUGCUCCUAGCGCUGAUGUGAAUCUCGGCUCUGGGCGAGGCUAGCCUGCAACCGCUGCCUUAAACUGUGCUGUACAAAACGAACCCUCCUGGGCAGAUGCUAGCAAGCCCUGCAGGUGCCAUUGCUGCACAAGUCCGGUACAGGUACCCUUAGAAAGAAGUGCUUGUUGGGCACAGUGAUCAUCCCAGGCAGUGUCACCACUGCAAAAUACUUUCAGGCUUCCAUAGGUAAAUCAUUCAUGUGGCCAAAAUUUUCAAAUUGCAUCACUACUCUGUCAGUACUGACUUGCUCCCUUAACUGCUUUCCCCUGGUCAAUGUAAUAAAUAUUAACUGGGUCA